Prunus avium (sweet cherry) is the source of this 984-nucleotide messenger RNA. The record is from RefSeq and is a predicted model, not a curated record. Lineage: Eukaryota; Viridiplantae; Streptophyta; Magnoliopsida; Rosales; Rosaceae.
AUGGAAACUAUAGUACUGGCAGCUGCUUCCGCAAAGGACAAUAUCCAUGAAGAAGGGAAAGAGACAGGUGGCAGUGGCACGAUGACUUUGUUUCCCAAACUACCGAUCAAUGGCUUCAGACUGUACGACUUACCAAACCUCGAGAGAUUUUGCCUUGAUGCCUAUUCUUUUGCAUGGUCCUCCUCCACGAGAUAUAUGUACGUGGAUGAAUGUCCCAAAUUAAAGACAUUGGGUUUUGCACUAGUAAGCAAAAAGCUGCUUGUAGCAGUUGCGGAGAAUUUGAGUGAUGAUCAUGUAAGAGGUAGAGAAGAAUCAAGAUCUAGAUGUGCAUCAUCAACUGGAUCUGGAUCUUUAUUUGGAUGUGCGCCACUAGUCUGCUUACAAAGUCGUCCAUCUACUCGCAACUUUACUCAAAUAUUGCCCCGCCCUGUAAAUAGAGAGGUUACGCUGGCAAAUCUUCAGAACUCAAGUGCUAACUACAAUCUAGAAGAUCUCCAUGUAGUAAGGUGCGAUUUAUUGGAAGUGAUAUUUUUGGUUCAAGAAACCCCUUCUACUCAAGCAUUUGAUAAGCUGAGGAAAUUAGUAUUGUGGUUGUUACCAAUGCUGAGCCACAUAUGGGAAAAGGGUUUACAAGUUAGCUCAGGCUUUGGAAACCUGAGAUUCCUAGGUGUAUGGCAAUGUCACAAUUUGAGAUACUUGUUUUCACCGCACAUAGCCAAACUUCUUACCUGUCUUGAGACAAUAGAAGUUUCCAAUUGUAGUGCGAUGGAGAAAAUUGUUGGAGAGGCAAAAGGAGGAGGAGAAAGUAUUAAGGAUGAAUUGACAUUUCCGCACAUGAAUUAUAUCCAACUUGUGGAUUUACCCAAACUUGAAUCUUUCUACUCUCAAGCUCAUACUUUGAAGUGGUCGUCAGCCUUGGAGAAAAUCACAGUUCGAAAUUGUCCAGAAUUAAAAGCGUUUGCUUCUAAGUCUUUGUAUGUGUAA